Molecule: messenger RNA, 1196 nt
Organism: Loa loa (African eye worm)
Lineage: Eukaryota; Metazoa; Nematoda; Chromadorea; Rhabditida; Onchocercidae
Product: SCP small domain phosphatase
Exons: 7
Coding region: 111-1076 (321 amino acids)
Molecular function (GO): phosphoprotein phosphatase activity
Source: RefSeq, a predicted model, not a curated record
GGAGACUAGUUAAUAGGAUGACUGCUGUUGCUCUUUGCUCUGCUUGAUGGUUGCAGGCGCCAGCUGACUGCAGUCCUUCUGUCUAGUGUACGUCCUUCGAACCUGCAACAAUGUUAUGUCUUUGCGGAUGCUCGAGGCGAGGCUUGGUUGCUUAUCGCUCCAUUGUGAUGUGCCCUUUCUCACAAUUUAUGCAGAAAAAUGCGGGAGAACAGGACAUGGCAUAUAUAGCUAACAUAGGAGCUUUGUUGAAUUUGAAGGAAGGACGGAAGAGGAGAAGUCCCUCCUCGGAGGGGCUGCAGCGAGAUUAUUCCACCAUCAGUACGAGCGAACAGCAACAGCAGGAUGAGGCUACUGAUAUACCAGUCAUUUGCAGCACUCCCGAAACUGAAGCAUUUCGUCAUGUUUAUCCAGUCAUUGAUGCCGAUUCAAUAUUUUUGUUACGACACCUACCGCCGCUCAGUGAUGAAAUGCGUUACCGAUGUCCAGCAUUGCCACUCCGGACGCGCUCAACGCCAGAAUUCUCCCUAGUCCUCGAUUUGGAUGAGACAUUGGUACAUUGCAGCUUAACCGAACUACCCGAUGCUUCUUUAACUUUUCCGGUGCAUUUUCAGGAAAAUACCUAUCAAGUUUACGUCCGUGUACGGCCACAUCUACAAGAAUUUUUGGAACGAUUGUCGCGCUCAUUUGAAAUCAUAUUAUUCACAGCAAGUAAACGUAUUUAUGCUGAUAAACUCUUGAAUCUGCUCGAUCCCGGGAAACGAUUAAUACGUCAUCGACUGUUCCGAGAGCACUGUGUAUUCGUAUAUGGGAAUUAUAUCAAAGAUUUGACCAUUCUGGGUAGGGAUCUGUCGAAAACAAUAAUUAUCGACAAUUCCUUGCAGUCAUUUGCAUAUCAAAUUGAUAACGGUAUACCUAUCGAAAGUUGGUUUUUUCAACAGGACGAUCAGGAAUUACUGAAACUAAUACCGUUUCUGGAGCAAAUUACCAACCAGAAAAACGAUGUGCGUCAUAUAUUGCGAGCAAGGUAUCGAAUACGUGACCUACUGCCUCCUCUCCCGUACUGUGAUAUAGCAUGAUAAAUGUGGUAGGAUACGAUUGUAUAUAAUUGUUCAUAUGGAAUCACUCCUCGUAAUAGAUCUUUGUAGAAUUCUGCAAAAACUUUGAAAAUUCCGUUUCUUAUAAACCUUUCAUGAUUC